AUGGAUUGCGGAAUUUUUGCCAUCCUCGCCUUCGCGACAUGCUGCGGCUACCACGGGGAGCUGCUCUUCCAGCUGCCGUGCGGGAACAGCUCGGAGCGCCUGGGAGAUGUUCACGUGCCCAUCCAGUACCCAUUCCGGCUGCUGGGGGUGGUGGCGCGGGUCUCCGGCUGCGUGCCCGCGGGCCUGCACGUGCGUCUGGCGAGCGACGGCGCGACCGUGGCGAUGGACGCCGGGCGGCCGUCGGCGCUGCCGGCGGGCCUGGCCGGCGUGGUGCCGUCGGCGCGGCUGCUCGUCGCCGUGGGGGUGGUGUCGCUCCUCUACUCCCUCUGCGCCACCGUCGCCACCAUCUUCUACCAGCGCAACUACCUGCGCAACAACCGCGGCCCCAAGAUCGACGUGUCCGUGUCGCUGGUGCUCUCCCUGCUCUGGCUCCUCGCCUCGUGCCUGUGGGCCGCCAGCCUGGCUGAGCUGCGCGCCUCCCUGCAGCCGGCACACCUCGGGGCGCUGGUGCCCGCGUGCCGCGCCGCCGCCGCCGCCGCGGCCGCCGCGGCCGGGAGGGACCCCCGCGCGGCCGCUCUCCCCCAGGCCCUGCCGGCGGGGAUGGCGGCGGUGUUCGGCUUCAUCAACUGGCUGCUCUGGACGGGCAACGUGUGGUUCGUCUACAAGGAGACGGGCUGGCGCGCGCCGUCCCUGCGGCCCCUGCUGCGCCACGGCUCCGCGUUCUGCGCCUCCGAGCCGGACCUCGCCGCGUCCACCCGGAGGGGCGACCGCGGCGGCGGCGGCGGAGCCGCGGCAUCCUCGGCGAUCGGCGACCGCGACUUCGAGCGGGCCGCCGGCGACCACGUGCUGAUCGACCUGGGCGGGCAGCUGGGCACGAGCCCCAAGGCGCGGCUCCUGCAGCCGCAGGUGUCGUACCACGAGACCCCCCGCUCGCGGAGGCCAGGGCGGCGGUGA
This is a messenger RNA of Lethenteron reissneri (Far Eastern brook lamprey), 954 nucleotides long. RefSeq names its product synaptoporin-like. Gene Ontology annotation, cellular component: synaptic vesicle membrane; synaptic vesicle. NCBI's taxonomy places the organism in Eukaryota, Metazoa, Chordata, Hyperoartia, Petromyzontiformes, Petromyzontidae. The record is from RefSeq and is a predicted model, not a curated record.